CUGCCCUAUUCUCGCCACCGCCGGCCGCAGAAAAGCCACCACUUCCGCUUCCGGCGGCUGUGUUUUCGGAUCUCGCAGUACUUCGGGAAAUUUGAAAGCGCCGGCGCGAGCCCGAAUCCGUGAGAGACGCUCCAGGGAAUAUACCUCAACAGCUUUUUAAUGAUGGGUCUGAAAAAGCUACCACUGGAUACAAGUGAGAGUGACUCUGAGGAGUUGCCAACAUUUAACUUUCUGACACAGAAGCCAUCUUUAUCAAAGAGCAGCCAAGUUCUUGUAGGCCACAACUCAAAUGUUGAGUGUUCCUCUUCUUCAGGAUCAAAAGAGCUGUUGACUGUCCAAGAGACAGGCAGAACUAUUUCUCCAAAAGAGACAGUUACAGUGCUGAGCAGUGAGAGUGAAGAGGAAGAGGAGCUUAUUCCCCUGGCACAAAGACUUCAGACAAAUCAUUUUUCUAAGACGCACGAGUCAAACCAUCAAGACUCAAGCUCUCAAACUAAAUGUGCCUUGGACCGUCCAUACAACAAAGGAACCAGAGGGGGGUGGGGACAACAGUCCUUUCCAAAGGCUCUUGUUCUCUGUAAUUCUUCCUCAGUUAAAGAUGCUUCAAAGAAAGACAGGAACAUUUUUAUUGAGGAAGAGCCACACAGUCCUCUUCCAACCUACUCAUCUGUCUUCCCUGUCCAAAUUAGAAGUUUGUCAGUUGCAGAGGAAAGUUCAGUGCUUUCUCCUCCUCAGAAAAGAACCAAGUACACUCGGAAGGAGAGGGGGGAAAGUUGUCAGGGUCCCCUUAGGACCCAAGGAAAAUGGAAGGAAACCGAGGAGAGACAGCAAGAGAGAGAGAGGAAGAAAGCACUGGCUAGCAUGCUGAAGGCACAGAGGCCAGAUGAAUGUCUGAAACACAUCACAGUUGUGUUGGAUCCAGUUCUCUUACAGCUUGAUGGUGGUGGCCAGAUGCUCAGUGCUUUGCAGGCUAUGGAGUGUCACUGUGUGAUUGAGGCACAUACUAUUCCAUGUAGCAUCACUUGGAAGAGGAGAGCCAUCCUGUCUCAGGCUGGAGAGGGAAACUUGACAGAAGAGCCAAACAUUCUGGUCCUGCUCCAAGAAAAGCAAUUUAUGACUAUGAUCAACAAUUCAAAGCAGGACAGCCCUGAAGAAGGGAAGGAAACUUUGCUGAACUUUGUGACUUGGAUCACAGCAAGGACAUUAGGGAAAACCCUGUCACUGGCAGUCGUGGAACAGGAAAAAAUUUUCAGCUCUCAGAAAUCCCAGAGGAAACAAAAACAGGGAAUGGUACACAGAGGUCAAGCCAAGGGGAAGGUAGAUCAGAGGGGAUCAAAAGAGGAUAGAGAGUUUACUCCAACUCUUUCCCGAGUAGAAGUAGAAAGGGCUUUGGUAGAGUUGCAACUUCACACAGAAACCCAGAUCAGAAUCCUGAAGAGCUGGAAGGAGCUAUCUGACUUUGUCUGUAUGUUCACCAAGGCUGUGGCUGAGGCACCCUUCAAGAGAUCUUGGGAUCGGACUAAUUUUUCCUUCUUUUUGGAGAGUGAUUGGGCUGGAGGGGCAAAGGUGGACUCUUCUGGUAAGGGACUUGCACUCGUCUGGAGGAGGCAGAUUCAACAGCUGAACCGAGUUAGCCUAGAGAUUGCCAAUGCAAUUGUAACUGCCUAUCCCUCACCACAGAUCCUUCUAAAGGCAUAUCAGCAGUGUUUAUCCGAGCAAGAAUGUCACAAUCUACUUGCAGACAUCCAAGUGCGCCGAGGAGAAGGUGUAACAUCUACUUCUCGUCGAGUUGGACCAGAGAUCUCUAGGCGCAUCUAUUUUCAGAUGACCACUUUGCAGCCAGAACUCAUUCUGGAUGGCACAGAAUGACUCCUAAUCAAAAUUGAUGGUUGAAAAUACUCUAAUAUCCUUUUGUAGGAAUAAAUGGGAGCAGUGAUCCUGUCAGUUCAACUUCAUUUCCCUUCCUGAUGGAAGCUAACAUGACUAAAUAUAGGAGGAUGAUCCAGAGACCUGUCCCCCAUUGUCAAUUUAUGAAAUCCUUCCCUACCCAACAAACUAGGCAAAAAGUUAAAUCUACAUGCAAAUGGAUCAAAGAUAUCCCACAAGACACUUAUUUAAUAACAAUUAUAAAAACCUAAAAACUGUCCAUUAUAAAGUUUAGGAAAUUCUAACAAUUGUGAUUGGAAUGGAAAGUUAAAGCUCUUAGUGGGUUCAUCUGUGGGCUUGCUCACUAUAACCAAUUCCCUCACCUAACAUGGAAUGGUAAUACCUAUCAUCUGGGCAGGGGGUGGAUCACGGUAUAACUUUGUGUACUUAGUUAUGUGCUUAUACAAUAAAGUAAUUAGAAAAA
Messenger RNA from Monodelphis domestica (gray short-tailed opossum), 2350 nucleotides. It is a transcript of the gene EME1, whose product is annotated as essential meiotic structure-specific endonuclease 1. Gene Ontology annotation, biological process: mitotic intra-S DNA damage checkpoint signaling; resolution of meiotic recombination intermediates; double-strand break repair. The record is from RefSeq and is a predicted model, not a curated record. Gene Ontology annotation, molecular function: DNA binding; crossover junction DNA endonuclease activity. Lineage: Eukaryota; Metazoa; Chordata; Mammalia; Didelphimorphia; Didelphidae. Gene Ontology annotation, cellular component: Holliday junction resolvase complex; nucleus.